UAAUUGUGAUAAGUGUGGAAAGUCCUUUGGAAACCCAAAAUAUUUACAGAAGCACAUGAAGAGACAGAUAUGCGAGGAGAUUUUGAAAAAACGUAAAUGUAAAAAUCCAUUUGUUGAUAUAUGCAGGAUGGUCAAUUACCAAAGUGGGCAGACUGAUAAACCAGUAAGAAUUUCUAUUUAAAGAAGAUCCUCUCUGUGCGAAGUAUGUGGAAAGAUGGCCGCCUGUCUGGAAAGACACAUGAGCAUACACACAACAGAGAAACUGUACACAUGUAAUGUGUGUAAGAAAGCCUGCAGUGUAAAAUCCACAUUGCCUGCAAAUACAGGGGCCCAUAUAUGUAAGAAACCCUAUAAUUGUGAAGUGUGUAGGAAAAUAUUCAACCUUCCAGGACAGAAAAAGACAAAUAAAGGACCUUUUCUGUGUAGUUUGUGUGGAAAGUCAUACACACACUCACAUAACUUACACAACCACAAAAGGACACAUACUGGUGAAAGACCAUAUAAAUGUGAUGUGUGUGGUAAAUCUUUUACAAUAUUGUCUAUCUUAAAGGUACACAAGCGGACACAUACUGGUGAAAGACCAUAUAAAUGUGAUGUGUGUGGGAAGGCAUUUAUCAUUUCAAAUGAUUUAAAGUAUCACAAAACAUCACACACUGGUGAAAAACGUCAUAAAUGUGUUGUAUGUAAGAAGGCAUUUACCCGACCAUCGUCAUUGAAACUUCACAUUAGGAUACAUACAGGGGAAAACCCUUAUAAAUGUAAUAUUUGUGGAAAGACAUUCAGCAGCCAAUCAUAUUCCUUAAAGGGACACAUGAUGAGAAGACAUAAUGGUAAAAUGAACUCAAAAAUGUGAUGUGUGUAAACAAAAAAAAAGAUUUUACCAAAUAUAUGCUGUACAGAAACACGAGAGGUCAAAAAUUUUACAGAUGAAAAAAAAAACUAAUACUAGUAACUGCUCAUAACAUUUGAUAGUUGAGGAGACCUGGAUCAAUCAUCAUGAAUGUGUGUGAGAUGGCAUUCUCAAAUAUUUUACCAAUGUAUACUGAACAGACACAGGAGGACACAUACUUUUACGAAAACACAAAAACAUGAUAGAAGUGAAUAGUGUUAGACGGCACACACGUGAUGAAAUCACACACAUGAUCAAAUCACACACGUGAUCAAAUCAGACAAAGCAAUCGUACCUUGAAAAUGUAAUGUAUUGGAAGGCUUUCCCUUUUUAGAUUCUAUAAAAAAGCAUCCGAGAAGAUAUACUGGUGAUCGAUAAAUUUUAUGCUUAAAUCAAUUUCUUAAUUUACAUGCAUGUACCUGAAAUGUAAUGUUUGAAAAAAUAUAUAUAGUAUAUAUAGCAUAUUUUUGAAAAAAUAAUAUCCGAUAAUUGUAGAAUUUCAAAGAAAUAAAGUACAAGUGUAUGGAACUAAA
This is a messenger RNA of Saccostrea cuccullata (small rock oyster), 1422 nucleotides long. Its product is annotated as zinc finger protein 596-like. The record is from RefSeq and is a predicted model, not a curated record. Lineage: Eukaryota; Metazoa; Mollusca; Bivalvia; Ostreida; Ostreidae. The transcript is spliced from 2 exons. The coding region runs from base 215 to 853 and encodes 212 amino acids.